Silurus meridionalis is the source of this 679-nucleotide messenger RNA. RefSeq names its product unconventional myosin-Vc-like. Gene Ontology annotation, molecular function: GTPase binding. NCBI's taxonomy places the organism in Eukaryota, Metazoa, Chordata, Actinopteri, Siluriformes, Siluridae. The record is from RefSeq and is a predicted model, not a curated record. Bases 27 to 572 code for a protein of 181 amino acids. The transcript has 4 exons.
AGCUUCUGAGUGACUACCACAGCUGUAUGGCACAGCAGGGCAUGGAUCCGCAGCUGCAGGGUCAGGCUCUCCGCCAGCUCUUCUACUUAAUCGGAGCCACUUCACUCAACAGCAUCCUUCUGCGCAAGGACCUCUGCUCCUGCCGCAAGGGCAUGCAGAUCAGGUGUAAUAUCAGUUACCUGGAAGAGUGGCUGAGGGAUAAAGGCCUUCAGGGCUACAAUAUUAUGGAGACUCUAGGGCCGCUGUCCCAGGCUGCAUGGCUCCUGCAGGUGAACAAAACCACGGACGACGAUGCAGCUGAGAUCCAGCAGAGAUGCCACGAGCUCUCACCAGUUCAGAUUGUGAAGAUCCUCAACUCGUACACUCCUAUCGACGACUUCGAAAAACGAGUUGCGCCGUCUUUUGUGCGGAAAGUUCAGGCACUGCUUCAGGAGCGUGAGGGCUCAGCUCAACUGAUGAUGGACGCACAGUACCGCUUCCAGGUUACUUUUCCUUUCUGUUCAUCCACACAAGCACUGGAGCUCCUGCAGGUGCCCAACAGCCUUCACCUGAGCUUUGUCACUCUCAUAUGAGCCCUGACCUUGGACUGCUUCUUCAUCACUGGAUAAUAGCAUUUGCUUUAACAUGCUUUUUAGGAAAUAAUUCCUUUUUAUGAAUCGCACAAUAAAAUUUUGGGCAU